Messenger RNA from Triticum turgidum subsp. durum (durum wheat), 825 nucleotides. The record is from the annotation of a GenBank genome assembly. NCBI's taxonomy places the organism in Eukaryota, Viridiplantae, Streptophyta, Magnoliopsida, Poales, Poaceae.
AUGCUCGACAUCCAGAAGCGGCGCGUCCAGCUUCUGCUCUUCGUCGCCGGCGUGCUCGCCCUCAGCAUGACAGCUGAGAAGUGCAGGGAACUUGUCGGAAAGGAGGCUGCAUCAAAGAGUGGGCAGUUCACAUUCAUGAACUGUUUCGAUAUGGGGUCGGGCAGCCUUGCAUGCGCAGGGAAGGAGGGGGUGAAGCUGUAUGUAAACAACCUGCGAAGCGCACACAUAGAAACCGUGCGGCAGCGAGCCCUUGAGAAAGCGUUGGCUGAUGCUUUGACAGAAGGCCUGAGUCCUGCUGAGGCAGCCAAGCAAGCUCAGAAGAUCGGGGCAAAAGCGACGAAGGUGGCCGCUCGUCAAGCGAAGAGGAUAUUGGGGCCGAUAAUUUCCUGUGGCUGGGACUUCUUCGAGGCAAUGUACUUUGGCGGAAGCAUGACAGAAGGUUUCCUCCGGGGCAUGGGCACCUUAUUCGGAACCUAUGCGGGUGGUUUCCAUGGCGAGGAGAGGCUGGGAAAGCUUGGCUAUCUCGUUGGAAGCCAGCUAGGCAGCUGGGUUGGGGGAAGAAUCGGACUGAUGGUCUAUGAUGUCAUCAACGGGUUGAACUACAUGCUUGAGUUUGUCCGUCCAGAGGAGUAUCGAUCAUCAUCUUACGCAGCAGAAGAGGGCUCAGAGUAUGCAGAUAACUACAGAAGUUCGUCUUACGUAUCAGAAGAGGGCUCAGAGUAUGCAGAUAACUACAGAAGUCGCGAAGGAUAUGAGCCAACAUACAGUGAGACGCCAGAAGAGGCGCAGGCGGAGGAGGAUUCGGGGGGUUUCAGCUUGUUCUGA